GUUUCUUGUCCGGUAUGAUCGUUAGCUGUGUGCUAUAAUUUUGUUUGUUUUAAGUUUGUGCGGCUUUGUAAGGUUAUCGUUUUAAUUAAAAUGACCCUCUUGUGACACUAAACAAUGGUAGAAUGGAAAAGUUGGAAAAGUUCCACGUCAUUCAUUCGGCUAGAAGAUUACCAUGAAAGGUCAAACGAGAGACUGAGUGCUCGUCACGUACCUACUACGAGGAAGAAAAUUUAGUGGUGAUCCGCUUCUCUCCGUUAGUAAGGAGACAGAAACAACCGAUGAAGCUUUGAAUACACACAAAGCCCUGUUUCAUAAAUAGGGAAGGAAAAGUUAGAGAAUGAAGAUUAAGCUGGAGAAUCAUCAAAGCUGUUAAGUCCAGAAAAAAAGUUGUGUGGGUUAGAGAAUUAUAACAGGUUUCUUUUUUGUUGAGAAUGGGAUUGGCCUCCGCAUGAUUAUGAUUGUUAUAGCAGAAAGAAGCAUCCUACGCACAACACAGUAUCAGGGCAUUUGAGGGACCAGAUCCAUCCAUCCUCAAAGCAGUGAACACCUUUAUUUGGAAGUCUUCACAGCCAAAAAAAGCUUCACCGAAGAAAUUUCAUGGCCGUGAGUUGUUUAUUUUUACGGAAGUGAAACGUGGAUGACUAACACUGUUCAGAGAAAAGAGAACACAAGCUUUGAUAUGUCUUGCUAUGGGAGGAUGCCGAAGAUUUGAUGGGUAUAUCGUACAACUAAUGGUGAGACACUGAACUGGUGAGAUAACACAUUUAUGGCACAACAUAAAUAACGGAAGAGAUCUGUUUAUAGGACACAUCCUAAGGCAUGAAUGAAUCUACUGUUUCGUAAUUCAGGGAAGUGUGGGGUAAAUAUUGUAGAGAGAGGCCAAGGCUACAGUACAGUAAGCGGGUUCAAAUGGAUGUAGGCAGAGAUGAAGAGGCUUGCACCGGAUACACUAGUGUGGAGAGCUACACCAAACCAAGACUUCGGACUAAAGGCCACACAGGUUGAUCAAGCUGAAGGUGGGGAAUGCACAAAGUACAGCGAAUGCUGACGGAAAAACAUGAGCAACAGUGAAGAUGAGGACAUUCCCGACAGGGAAACUUGUCAAAAGCUUACAGAACAAUUUGCGGAAAUAACGGGAACAGACGUCGCAUGUGCGCAGUUUUAUUUACAGGACAGGAAAUGGGACCUACAGCGUUCGGUGAACGCCUUUUUCGAAUCUACACAGAAAGGUGGAAUUAAUUUUACUAAUGACGGUGACACUCCAGAAAUCGUCAUAAACGUCGACAAGAAAAUGGUUACAAACCUUGGUAUGAUGACAACAGAGCCCCCAUCAAAGUUCAAACUGUUUUCUUGGAAUAUUGAUGGACUGUCUGAGCAUAAUCUUAAAAUUAGAACCAAAGCUGUCUGCAAAACUAUCCAGUUUGAAAAACCAGACAUCAUAUUUUUGCAAGAGGUUAUUCCAGAAACAUUAAAUUACAUCAAAGACAAAUUGCCUGAAUAUGUGUGUAUUGCUGGCAAUACUGAAGGAUACUUCGUGGCUACCUUCUUGAGAAGGUUCACUGUGUACUAUGAUUCACAUAGGGUUGUUGAAUUUCCAAGUUCACUAAUGAUGAGGAACUACAUUGCUGCAGAGGCUCAUAUUGGACCCUUAAAUUUAUUGCUCAUUAACACUCACUUGGAGAGUACUGCAGACCAUGUAGCUGAAAGAAUAAAUCAGUUGAAGAGGAUAUUUCAGGAAAUGUUGACGUGUCCUGAAGAAAGGGUUGUUAUUUGUGGUGGAGAUUUGAAUUUGAGGGAAAAGGAUCUUACAGCAGCUGGAGGUCUGCCUCCUGGUGUCGAUGAUCUUUGGAUUUCUUGUGGAUCACGGAAGACUUGCCAGUAUACCUGGGACAUGUUGCGUAAUACAAAUGUUGAGUUUCCAGGGAAAUAUAAACCUCGUUUCCGUUUUGAUAGAUUGUACUUACGCAAUUCUCAUCAAAAAUCUGUUGUGCCACAGUUUUUUGGCCUUGUUGGUAUCGAAAAAGUAACUAGAACUCAGUCGUAUCCAAGUGAUCAUUGGGGUAUCCAGGUACACUUUACUAUUGAAAAGAGGUGAAUAAAUGUGUGCUUAUUCCUUCAUUUUUAGUGUUUUUAACUAUAUAUGCAAGAAAAUAGCAGACUUGAAGACUUUCGUGUUACUGUGGUGUUAUGAGGCAAAAAACAUUUUUUGUUUAUGUUUAGGAAAUUAUUUUGUUGAAUUACUUAGACAUUAACAGUAUUAUCAGAUGUAUUGUGAUUUUUACAUUUUCUUAAUAUUUCAGUAAAUAAAUGGAUAGAGCUCCAA
Schistocerca gregaria is the source of this 2323-nucleotide messenger RNA. RefSeq names its product tyrosyl-DNA phosphodiesterase 2-like. The transcript is spliced from 7 exons. NCBI's taxonomy places the organism in Eukaryota, Metazoa, Arthropoda, Insecta, Orthoptera, Acrididae. Gene Ontology annotation, molecular function: single-stranded DNA binding; 5'-tyrosyl-DNA phosphodiesterase activity; protein binding. Gene Ontology annotation, cellular component: cytoplasm; PML body. The record is from RefSeq and is a predicted model, not a curated record. Gene Ontology annotation, biological process: double-strand break repair. The coding region runs from base 1058 to 2095 and encodes 345 amino acids.